Molecule: messenger RNA, 1590 nt
Organism: Exaiptasia diaphana
Lineage: Eukaryota; Metazoa; Cnidaria; Anthozoa; Actiniaria; Aiptasiidae
Product: tetratricopeptide repeat protein 28
Exons: 2
Coding region: 185-919 (244 amino acids)
Source: RefSeq, a predicted model, not a curated record
AAAGUCUUCAAAUCUCAGAGAAACUGCCCUCACAGUUUUUCGACAGGUUGACAGAUGGUGCGCUUCCGCGGACGAUGAAGAUGAUAUCGAGCCUCUCGAAGUGCUUUCCCGUAGACUUCUCUCUCCAGUAAUUAACCAGCUGACCCACGACGAGGUGAUCAUCAUCCCUGACGGUCCUCUGUUCAUGGUGCCAUUUGCUGCUCUUCAAGACCCAGUGACCGGCAAGUAUUUGUCGGAGACUAAGCUCAUUCGCUUGGCUCCUUCUCUGACGACGCUGAAAAUUCUACAAGAAUCCUCAGACGAAAAUUAUGCUAAGUCAGGGGCGCUGAUCAUUGGAAACCCUACAGGGGAUUUACCUGGUGCAGAGAAAGAAGCCGUCGAGAUUGGUAACCUUCUCGGUGUUCAACCAUUGAUAGGAAAACAAGCAACAAAAGAAGUCAUUUUGGAGAAACUAAAGCGAGACGUGUCCGUGAUCCACUUUGCUGCACACGGCAGAGAUAAAAAUGGCCAGAUCUUACUUGCUCCUUCUACUCCUCCGAUGAAUUCGUGUCCAGCGGAUGACAAGUACAACAUCUUGACCAUGAAUGAAGCACAGGAGAGCGGAAUUCGUGCUCAACUGGUUGUGCUGAGCUGUUGUCACAGCGGUAAAGGUGAAAUAAGGUCUGAGGGAGUGGUUGGAAUUGCUCGAGCCUUUCUUGCUGCAGGAGCUCGUGCUGUUGUAGCGUCAUUAUGGGCCAUUGACGACAGAGCAACAAAAUUCUUCAUGCUGAAAUUCUAUUCGCAUCUCAAGAAUGGAGAGAGUGCGAGUAAAAGUCUUCAGCAAGCAAUGAAGGAGAUGAGAGAAAUAGAGAGAUACAAGGAACCAAAAUACUGGGCAGCCUUCUUUCUAAUUGGAGACGAUGUAACCAUCACAGUGUAAUAGAAUUGUUGGAUGAACAUUUUUAGAACAUUGAUAAGUUUAGUUUUGUAGUUUUCAUAGAUAAAUGUGACCUGACUGACAAAGUGCAAAUACUAAAAUAAGAGUGAUCGCUCUUAAACCGUCCAACUGUACAAACUAAAUAGUGCUAUUUAGUUGUAUUUAGUAAAUCGUGCAUGUGGUACGAAAAUUAAAUUGAAUUGAUACAAAUGAAGAAUUCAAUAACAUCUUGCUUCCAGUCCACUUUUAGUACAAAUUAGUACUACUUAGAUUUAAUUGUACAGUUGCACGGUUUAUUUAAGUGCGAUCUCUCUAGCAUUUUGGCGAAUGGUUAGUACUUUUCAAUGGUUAGCGAUUGUAUAUCAUAAGUGACUCUCAAGUGAUCAUACAGCUGUCAUGUAAUGUAUAGAUUUGAUAGUAUGGACACUGUGGAAAAACUCUAAAUCAACACAAUUAAUACCGGCAGUGAACAAUAACCAAAUGUUAUAAAUUCAAAAACAUGUCGUUACAGCGGAAAUCGUUGCAUCGCGACCUCUUUGUUUUGAAGUUUGUCUGGAUUUUGUUCUUUCUUUCAAUCUGAGGGGCGGAGCUUUUCGAAAACUCGUUCAAUCAUUGGCUGAUUAGUAUCAAGCUCAGCCCCCAAGUCGCAGAAAAACCUAAAUCGCAAGUAUUUC